CUUUUUUAAACCUACCGUCCUCACUGGAUGAAUAUGGAUAAUAAUACAAGUCAUUACCAUUAUAAGAUAUUAGGUGAUAUUACUUUGGCAUUCAAGACUAUUAAUAUGAUAUAUGUGCUGGGAAAACCUGGCCACUCUGUCCUCCCUGGGUCUGGGUUUCUCUUCAUUCAUUAGACAUUUGCUCAGCAGUUAUUUGUGCCAGGCACUCUGUUAGCAACGGAAGGUAUAGAGACAAACAAGAGCCAGCAGAAGACAUUAUUCCCGCGGCACCAGUAACUGACGCAGGUGUGGAAACACAACAGGUGUUAGAUCAAAAGCGCGCAGAAACUCCCGAGGAGAGUCAUUUCUGGCUGACCUUGGGGAGGAGGUGGCAUCUGUCCUGGAUGCCCAACAGCGAGACUUUGAGGGGCAUUUGGAAAUGGGCAGUGCAUUCCAGGUAGAAGGUUCAGUGUUGGCAACAAAAUUCCAGAUGGCGUUUAAUGAUUGCUUUAGUUUGAGCUAUCCUGGUAACCCCCAGCCGGGGGACUUGAUUGAAGUGUUUCGUUCUGGCUAUCAGCACUGGGCACUGUACCUGGGUGAUGGUUAUGUUAUCAACAUAGCACCUCUAGAGGAUGGCGUUUCUGCAGCAUUUACGAGCGCUAAGUCUAUAUUUAGCAGGAAGGCCCUAGUGAAGAUGCAGCUCCUGAAGGAUGUCGUGGGAAACGACACAUACAGAAUAAAUAAUAAAUAUGAUGAAACUUAUCCUCCCCUCCCCGUGGAGGAAGUCAUGCAGCGGUCAGAGAUUGUAAUUGGACAGGAGGUGGAUUAUGACAUACUUGUCAACAACUGCGAGCAUUUUGUGACUUUGCUUCGCUACGGAGAAGGAAUUUCAGAGCAGGGACCCAGGUGUUGGGAGGAAGAUGAUGCCCCAAAUUUCCAUUCUGAUGAAGGCCCGGUCAUCACAGCAACGGAGCCGAGUGCUACGCACAUCACACAGUCCUUAGACUAAUGAUCUGAAAAGCAGGCCAGGUGGGCACACCAAUGACCAGUGAAGUAGCAAAAUCAUAAGGCCCUGAUGUGAUUUCAGCUCUGAUUGGAGAACAUAGUGAAGAACAGAAGUGAAUGUUGCUUCCCUAGAUUGGUUACUCUUGAUGAGGGAGCCUGAAAGAAUGGUAACUCUUUUUGCACAAGUCGUUUGGGAGGACAUGUCCUGGGCAAGACACUACAGGCUGUUUGUGGACAAGGAAGGGAAAGGGUUUGCAAAUAUUCACAUCUGUUUCCAUAAAGAUUAAGUUUGUAUUUUAUUCUAUGUCGUCUCAUUAUAAAGUUGAUCCACCAAAGGCUGUUAAGAAAUAUACAGAGUUGAAAAUAAAAUUGCUUGAUAUUUUAA
This is a messenger RNA of Hyaena hyaena (striped hyena), 1369 nucleotides long. It is a transcript of the gene PLAAT1, whose product is annotated as phospholipase A and acyltransferase 1. Gene Ontology annotation, biological process: N-acylphosphatidylethanolamine metabolic process. Gene Ontology annotation, cellular component: cytoplasm. NCBI's taxonomy places the organism in Eukaryota, Metazoa, Chordata, Mammalia, Carnivora, Hyaenidae. Gene Ontology annotation, molecular function: glycerophospholipid phospholipase A1 activity; A2-type glycerophospholipase activity. The transcript is spliced from 4 exons. The coding region runs from base 419 to 988 and encodes 189 amino acids. The record is from RefSeq and is a predicted model, not a curated record.